AGGGGGGUCCGAACAGGGCCUAAGUGCUAAACAUGGAGGAAGACGAAGAGGAAGACUACAUGUCUGAUUUGUUUAUUAAACAGGAUGUGAGGCCGGGUUUGCCCAUGGUGAGGCGGAUGAAGGAAGCUAUUCAGAAAGAAGAAAAGCAAAAAGAAGCCAACGAGAAGAACAGACAGAAGAGUAUAAAAGAAGAAGAAAAAGAGAGACGUGACUUGGUAUUGAAAAGUGCGUUGGGCAAUGAGAACAAAGGCUUUGCUUUGCUCCAGAAAAUGGGCUACAAGAGCGGCCAGGCCCUUGGCAAAAGCGGAGAAGGCAUUGUUGAACCUAUUCCUCUGAACAUAAAGACAGGCAGAAGUGGGCUUGGUCAUGAGGAAUUAAAAAAGCGAAAAGCUGAAGAAAAACUGGAAAACUAUAAACGAAAACUCCAUAUGAAAAAACAAGCAAAUGAACAAGCUGCAGAUCAGUUCAGAAUAAGAUUCAAAAACAAACAAGAAGAACGUAAGAUGGAAGGGGAUCUCCGAAAAAGCCAGAGAGCCUGCCAGCAAUUAGAUAUGCAAAAAGUAAGACCUGUAUUUUUGGGGGUUGGAAAGAAGGCUUAUAG
Cariama cristata (Red-legged seriema) is the source of this 601-nucleotide messenger RNA. It is a transcript of the gene GPATCH11, whose product is annotated as G patch domain containing 11. The transcript has 5 exons. Gene Ontology annotation, cellular component: kinetochore. The record is from RefSeq and is a predicted model, not a curated record. Gene Ontology annotation, molecular function: nucleic acid binding. Lineage: Eukaryota; Metazoa; Chordata; Aves; Cariamiformes; Cariamidae. The annotation marks the transcript as partial.